UAAGCUCACUAGUGCUAAAUGAGCUGUUUACAUUUACCGGGCGGUUUAUGCCUAAUAUAAUCUACCAAUGAAGUGAUGCCUUGCAGAGAUAAUCAAAUGCGACCGUUAAUACAAUUGUUGGAUCUUUCUAAAAAAAUAUAGACAAUUUUCUCGUCACACGCGCAUCCUGGCAUGUUUGCCAUGUUAUCAUUGUCGAAGCUACCGCAGCUGCUUCUCCUGUUAAACCCGGGCUGUUGGCGAGUUGUUUCCAGCCCCACCGAUGACAACGCUGCGCGGGGCGGCCAUGGAGACCACGGGGAGCCCGGUCAUAAAGAGACCCACCAGGAUUCAUACAGUACAUUUGCCUCAGAAUUCCUAGAGUCAAGAUAUCUCACAGAUGAGGGUUAUCCCUUCCCUACUGCCCCUCCUGUAGACCCAUUUGCCAAAAUCAAAGUGAGUGACUGUGGAAUAACCAAGGGUUGCAUCAGGUAUGGGAAGCCAGGCUGCGAUGCGGAGACGUGCGACUACUUCCUCAGCUAUCGCAGGAUUGGUGCUGACGUGGAGUACGAAAUGAGUGCGGACACUGAUGGAUGGGUGGCCGUGGGGUUCUCCUCAGACAAGAAGAUGGGAGGGGAUGAUGUCAUGGGCUGUGUCCAUGAUGACAAUGGGCGAGUUCGAAUACACCACUUCUACAACGUGGGCCAGUGGGCCAAGGAGAUCAAGAGGAACCCGGCCCGUGACGAGGAGGGCAUCUUCGAGAACAAUCGGGUGACCUGUCGCUUCAAGCGGCCGCUCUAUGUGCCUAGAGAGGAGACGCUGGUGGACCUGCACCUGAGCUGGUACUACCUGUUCGCAUGGGGCCCCGCCAUCCAAGGAUCCAUCACCCGGCACGACAUUGACUCGCCCCCAGUCUCCGAUCACAUGAUCAGCAUCUAUAAGUAUGAAGACAUCUUCAUGCCCUCCACCGCCUACCAGACUUUCUCCUCCCCCUUCUGCCUGCUGCUCAUUGUAGCGCUCACCUUUUACCUGCUCAUGGGAACCCCAUAGCCCCUCAAAGUGGAGAGAGUGCUGUUGGAAUGAGGGGAUCAGCAAUAAUCAAAGACACUGGGAAACACCAGUGCAUCACUGUCAGAGACCACACAAAAAGGGUGCGUCAUGCGUAGAUAUACAGAACACAUAUAAAUCUAAAACUCAAGAUGGAGCCUGCACUGCAGAUCAUUAAGCAAAUGAUUGUAGUGUUUCACCAAAAUCCACUCAAUGAAAAUGUUGGUUAGCCUUACAUCUUACAGUGAUUCAGAAACAGGUGUUUCUCAAUAGUAGAAUUACUAUUAGUGUUAUAUAAUUUAUGGAGUAUUUAUUAUAUUUUAAGAUUAUGAGCAUUAGUAAUUAGUUGCCAGAAUUGCAUGUGCCAUUUCAGCCUCCCAGUGAACAGACCUGGGGCCUACACAAUGUGAAGAACACUGGAACCAGCCAGUAAGACAAAACUGCACAGUAAAAUGUUGUGCCAUUGCUUCCAAUGGGAGGUUGUUGCUGCUGCCGUGAACAGUGAUUAUAGACGUACCUGAUACUCAGCUCCUAAAGACCUUUUGUCCUCUGCUUUACAGCAGAAGGUUCUGUUUAGUAUCAAUAGUAUCAGUGGUACAUUACAGUGCAGAAAAUCCAUUGCCACAUAAGUGAAUGUGGUACAUUUUCAGAAGAUCAAUCAAAUUACUUUUUAUCUUCAAGGACUGGGAGACAGAAAUUUCAGUGUUAAGAGCACAGCAUUGACCAUUUGUUGAGUCUAAUAAGUAUUCUGUCAGUCAGCCCAUACCUUUGCUAGAGCUAGAGAAGUAGGUACUGUAUGUUUCACCAUGGAAAAUGUAUGUUGACAUAAUACUCUAUUUCUUACAUCAUUGCUUCCUUUCUGUUGUUUUAGGAAAUGUUCUGGCAUCUUGUAAACAAGGGCUGUUUUCUGAAAGAAAGUUAAUUUAGUAGUUUAACUGAUUUAAUUGUCACUUAAUUGUCGUUAAUCUGAACACCAAAACGAGCCUAUAGCUAUUAUAACGUGAACCCCAGAGAAAGAAUUUAGUUAGAUAUCCCAAAUGUACAGCUGGUCAGUGGCCCAUAGCUGAUUUACCAACGCUUGGCAAGUUGAACAAAAUACUUCCCCUGGGGUUUCUUACACAACCGAACAACACUUGGAUUCCAUUCAAUUGUUUCAGCUCUGAAGGAAAGGAAGCAUUUCAUUACAUGGAAAACAUCUAUUUGCAGUUCUUAAGCCAUGUUUUUUUAAGCCUUUUUUCUGCAUCAAAAUUAAAUUAAGUUUGAAGACAAUGAAUAUAAAACUUUCCAUCCAGCUUUGAUCUGAGUCUUUGAUUACAAGGUCAAAUCUGUUUAUAAAUACUGUGAAACCAAUGCAGUACACGUAGGGCUGCAUGAUAAUAUCGAGGUCGUAUCGAUGUCAGCCAAGAAUAUCUUCAAACAAACUUACUGGUAUUGACCCAUUGCUAAGGUUAUGGCCAAUAUCAUGAGGCAACAUGCAGCAGAGAGUGUACACAUUUGAUAUGUUGCUGAUAUUUUAAAGUAAGUAAAAAUGUCAUGCUCAAAAUGUAACCAAUUAUUCACCUUUGUUAUUAUCAUUCAUCAUCAUUUUCAACGAGCCAAACCCAAAAGCAAAGCUAUACAGGGACUCAGUAACUCUUUACUCAUGUUAUCUGCUUAAUAAUAAAGUAAGCAAGUUGAUAUUUUUGGCAUAAAA
Conger conger (European conger) is the source of this 2716-nucleotide messenger RNA. Its product is annotated as DOMON domain-containing protein FRRS1L. The transcript is spliced from 5 exons. The record is from RefSeq and is a predicted model, not a curated record. NCBI's taxonomy places the organism in Eukaryota, Metazoa, Chordata, Actinopteri, Anguilliformes, Congridae. Bases 172 to 1026 code for a protein of 284 amino acids. Gene Ontology annotation, biological process: regulation of glutamate receptor signaling pathway.